AUUAUGAAUAUAGGAAUAUAGGAAAAUGUGAUAAAAUAUUAAUGUUUCUUACAAGAGAGAGCAAAUAAGAGCUGACGCCGAUGUUCAAGGGAAAUUUAUUUAGUUUAGGCAGAAACUACACUGAUCGUCUGGGAUAGAACUGAUAGUCUGGGAGAGCGGAUCGAUGAGUGAUUCAUGAGCGAUUAGUGUGAACAUUUUAGGAAUACGAUCGGAUCGUGAGCGUGAACGAACCGAUAGUGUGGAUCGAGCCUAAGUCGUCGAAGAGAAAAGGAAAGCUGUACUGACUCUUGUCUCCGUCUGAGGAGGCAAAAAGUGCAAGCAGCUCCAACCAAGGAGAACAGUCCCACUCCUGGCGAUAAAGAUACAUCCGGUCGCCAUCGCCGUCGCCGUCGCCGUCGCCGUCGCCGAUCGCGUUGUUGUAGGACGACAGUUCCGGCGAAUCGACGAAAAAGUCCGCCAAAGCGUGGCGGCGAAGCGCGAUCGAUCGGUCGGGCGCGGCUCUAAUUGGAGGAUUUACAGGCGGCCCUUCAAUCCACGUAAAUUGACCGAAAUUAAUCGGACGCCGGAGAACGCGCGCGCGCGGAAUGCCGUUGUGUUAAUCAUUAGCCAGUGGAAACCGCACAUAACGUUCGUCCCGCAGGACUACCAACACUCCCGCCCACCGGCGUCAUUGUCGCGAAACGCCGAUAAGAGGCCUGGUGCGCGAUAAUUUCUCGCGCUCGUCUAAAUUAAUUAGGUCCUCGCCGCCGGUGGGCUCUCCUUCCCCGCUCUCUCACCCUCUCUUUAUCCCUCGUCCUCUCGCGGAUUACACGCCGCGCCGGUCACUUUCUCAGGAGAAAAAGUCCGCAGGGUCCGUGUGAUUCCAGGUUCGACGUUGAGGAGCGAGCAAACAACGGUAGGGUCGUCUCGUGUAACUAACUUUCGCCUCUGAAGAAACAUUGACACUUCCGGCCGGAGGGACGAGGGAUGCCCCGGUCGUGUCGCGCUGCUUACGCGGCGGAUCGUGUCGCGAUCCGAGACGGCCGGCGGAGACCGUAACCCUUCAGAUCCGACAGAGCGGAGCUUCCUCGGGACAUUGGUCGGAGGAUCACAUCGACAUUUCCAGGAGAAAAUCGUCGCGGCCGGCGGCGACGACGAUGAGUAUCGAGCGGCUUCCGGGCGGCCGCAGCCGACGAGGAUCCCGGUGAAAGGACACCGCGCGGUCGACCUUCGCGCGCGCGAGUUCCCGCUGAGAGCCUUGACUCUGAGAGACCUUGACCAUGAAGACUCGAUCGUCGCGGUCGAGCUUGCGAAGCCGGCGACGAGCCUCGCCGACAGUCGUUGCCCCGUCGUCCACCUGGAUGCGAUAAGGAGGUGCGCGAGGAGGACACCCUCACGUGGGAUGAUCGCGAGCGCGAUCGCGAGCGUGAACGCGACGACGGUGCUCCUGCGGGAGCCGAAGCACGGCGAGCUGGAGCGCGAGCUCGCGAUGGCGCACUCUCAGCAGGACAACUCCAGCGCGUUCGCAGCCUUCCUGCACGACGACGGCGCCUCGGAGCGCCGGGACUCGCUGUACGUCGUGCUGCCGAUCACGGUGAUCUACGUGGUGAUCUUCUUCACCGGCGUGAUCGGCAACAUCUCCACCUGCGUGGUGAUCGCGCGCAACAAGUCCAUGCACACCGCCACCAAUUACUACCUCUUCAGCUUGGCCGUGUCGGACCUGCUGCUGCUCAUGUCCGGCCUGCCGCCGGAGAUGUACUACAUAUGGUCGCACUUCCCUUACAUAUUCGGCGAGGCGUUCUGCAUCGUACAGAGCUUCGCCGCGGAGACCUCCGCCAACGCCACCGUCCUCACCAUCACGGCCUUCACCGUCGAGAGGUACGUGGCGAUCUGCCACCCCUUCAUCUCGCACACCAUGUCCAAGCUGUCGCGGGCGGUGAAGUUCGUGGUGGUGAUCUGGCUGCUGGCGCUCUGCCUCGCGGUGCCGCAGGCGAUCCAGUUCGGCAUCACUUACGAGUACGUCGACAACGGCACCGCCAUCCCGGACAGCGCCAGAUGCUCGACCCGGUGGACGUUAAUCGAGCACGCGUUCGAGAUCUCGACUAUCCUGUUCUUCGUGCUGCCGAUGACGAUCAUCACGGUGCUGUACGUGCUGAUCGCCAUCAAGCUGCGGCGCUCCAGGCUGUUGACCGCCACCGUCAAGAGGAACCCCAUGCCAGGUGGCCUGAAUCACCUUGACAGCAACCGAGGGAAGACGGCCGCUCAGAGGAACGUCAUCCGCAUGCUCAUCGCAGUGGUGGUGGCCUUCUUCAUCUGCUGGGCGCCGUUUCACGCCCAGAGGCUGCUGGCCGUGUACGCUCAGAGCAGCAUGGCCGAGCCGGAGGACGCCCUGGUUAUAGUCUACACCACCCUCACGUACGUGUCGGGGGUGUUUUACUAUCUAUCCACCACCGUGAACCCGCUCCUCUACAAUAUCAUGUCCAACAAAUUCAGGGAAGCCUUCAAGUCGAUGCUGCCGAAACAUUGCGUGAGGAAGUGCUCGUCGCGCAGGAGCAGCCCCCGACGGCCGAUCUACAGCAGCCUGUCGCGCUGCCAACGGUCCCUGAGGUAUCGGAUCGACGACAUCCAGCCGUCGCCUUCGAUAUCCGUGAGCGACGAGCAGCAACGACCAUCGCACCCCAGCCUGGCGAACGCGAACUCCUGCGAACUGAACGGCCUGGCGUCACGCGGCGAGCAACAGACCCGGGUGGUCUACCAGGCGACGAUCAAGGAAACCGCCGGCCGCGAGUACGCCAGGAGCGUGUCCAGGGGCUCCGACAUCAGCCAGUUCACCGUGAUGACGUCGAUCAGUAAGCAGGCCCUGAACGAGGGCAACAACAACGUGGCGGCGAACGAGUGUCUGCUGAAGAUACACCGCUCGCCGAAAGCUGUUACUUUAGGGAUACUCACCGAGAGGCUCGGCUUCGGCACGAAGGGGCUCUUCGCGCACCACCGGAAGUUACCGCCGGCCAGCCCGAAGUCGAAGGCGGACGUGGUCGCGCCGGCGACGUCGCCGCGAUUCCGCAGCCACCCGAGCAUCGAGAGCGCCAACACGAUCAGCAACUCCAGCCUCCAGGACCUCGACGAGACCGAGUUCACCGGUUCGGAGCUGGCGCGGUACAUGGGCGAGCUGAACUUCGACCUUGUCACCUGACACCCGCUCUCGACGAGGGAACGUCGUCUCUCGAGCUAGAGACGUCGCCGACUCCGAGAUGCUGAUGAACGCGCGAUUACGAAUCACGGCCGACUGCUCAGCUAGGUCAUAGCAGCAAGUCCGUGACAACGCGCAAGUCCUACCGUGCUCCACGCUUGGCAGUGUGACAUUGUGUGUGUGUGUGUGUGUGUGUGUAUGUGUGUACAUGUGUAAGUGUUCGUGUAUCAAGCGAAUUCGCUCGUCGCGAACAGGUCGCGAGUUUCCGCACGAACGCUCUGCGGAGUGCGACUUUCGCGCGACGAAACGGCUGCGUCAUCAGUAAUUAUCGCGCUGCGUACUACGCAGUAGCUCGGAAGAGCAGGCUCUCGCGGACCGAUCACCAUGAGAGGAGCAGAAGGCUUAUUCGAACGCAUGUCGAUGAUGGAAAACUCUAACAGCGGAACCACCGUCGAUUAACGAGCGAGCUGUUUCUACCGGGACGGGUAUUCUCAUAAAAAUUACCUCGCGCGAGGGCGAAAAUGUGUUUUUAUCUAUGCCUCUUGGUUCUACUUGAUGUCCGUUGGGAACAUACAUGGGUGUGUGCGUGUGAUGUAAAAAUUUGAGUAAUUUUUACAAAGGAAUUUCAAACCGACCAUUUUUACCGCUUUGGCGAUCCCCGUGUUAAACGAACAGCGGAAUAAUAGGGGAAUUACGAGAAAAGGAGGCUGCAGGAAGUCGUCGCUCGAAUCGCUCUCGGGGAAAUACUCACGUGUGUCCGGAAUUUCACGCGGGUACUCAAACGAGAAAUGUGCGAAGGAGAGCGAGCGAGAGAGAAAGAGAGAGAGAAAGAGAGAGAGAGAGAGAGAAAGAAGGAGAAGAUUAAUUCCUCGCGCAAAUCCCGUGAAUCACGAAGGCGAGGUGGAACGGCAAGUCUGCGCGAUGAUUUUGCAACCGAAGCGGAGACUCUCCGCUAGUCAUGAUAGCUGUUUAACGUGCCGUUGAUAAUUCCACUCCUCCGUGUAAAAGAAAAAACUAAAUAGAUAUACGGGUGUAAACAAGAAUCACUCAAUGUUCGCGAUAAUAAAUCGCGAUAGCGGCGCGAUGAUAAGAUGGUCGGAAAAGAUGGUCGACUUAAUAUUAACCGGGCUGCUUCUACGCUUUCGUCCGCCAUCGACAUUUCUAUCUCGCGACGAAGCGCGCCUCUAUCGACUUAUUUAUUUCCAUGAUUGUCGUAAAAGCGAUGUUAAAGAACGACGCCGGCCACGGCCGGCCGGGCAACCCACUGCUUGUGCAUUUCGCGAGCGAAACGGCUCAGCAUUUAUUUUUCUAUCGCGCAUAUAUCGCGGCGGGCGACAAGAUCUCCCUCGCGUGUCGUCGUCGUCGUCGUUCGAUCGUCGACGACGACCCGAGCACGCCGCGGAUCGGCGCCACUCCGUGUUCGCAUAAGCUGUACAAUAUGAGCGCACGAUUUGUUAAAUAAAGAUGUAUAGCGACUGUCCGUUUCAAUACACUCCAGCAGUUGUA
Molecule: messenger RNA, 4675 nt
Organism: Harpegnathos saltator (Jerdon's jumping ant)
Lineage: Eukaryota; Metazoa; Arthropoda; Insecta; Hymenoptera; Formicidae
Product: pyrokinin-1 receptor
Exons: 5
Coding region: 1382-3172 (596 amino acids)
Biological process (GO): neuropeptide signaling pathway
Cellular component (GO): plasma membrane
Molecular function (GO): neuromedin U receptor activity
Source: RefSeq, a predicted model, not a curated record